Tetrahymena thermophila SB210 is the source of this 963-nucleotide messenger RNA. RefSeq names its product kinase domain protein. NCBI's taxonomy places the organism in Eukaryota, Ciliophora, Oligohymenophorea, Hymenostomatida, Tetrahymenidae. The record is from RefSeq and is a predicted model, not a curated record. The transcript is spliced from 3 exons.
AUGAGAAGCUAAAAAAAUAUAAUUAUUAAGAAAACUUUUAUUCCCAUUACUAUAGAAAAUGAAACAAAUUUUUAGAAAGAUAUUAAAAACAUAAGUAAGUUAGGAUCUAUAUGUAUAGAAGGAUCUCAUAUGAGAGCAUCAGGAUCUGCUCCUAAUUUGCAUAUUUUAGCAAGGCAAUCCAUUUCACCAGAAGAAUAUUUAUCUUUGAAAAAGACGUCAAACGAAAAGAAAGCUGAAGCUACAUCAAUCUUGCUAUCUUUGAAAAAUAAGGAAAACAACAAGAGUUUGAACAAAUUAAAAUUGUAACCUUUAACUACUUCAAAUGCAAAACAAAAUUAACUUCCAAGUCUUCCUAUUCCUUUGACUAGUAUUGCUAAAAAUACAAUAGAACUUUAAUAGCCUGUUAAAAAUUAAUUGAAGGGUAGAAACUAAAGCAUGAAAAAACUAAAACCUUUAAAUAAACUAGAAUACCAGAUUGAAGAAACAAAUUUAAAUGAAUAAGCAACUGAAGAAAAGCAGGAAUAAAAUAAAAAGCCAAAGAAAAUUAAAAAGAAAAAAGAAAGUAGCAAAGAGACUCAAUUUUUUAUGAAAAGAAUAUAUUCAACUCAAGAAGCGUUAUUAGAAAUAAUCAAAGUAAUAUAAGAAUUAGAAAUAAUAGUUGAAGGCGAUAUAUCUUCUUAAGAACUGAUAAAAGUUAUAGAAAACCUUAUAAAAGGAAAAGAUGAAGCAAAAACAUAAAUGUCUUUAUGUAGAAAGGAAGAAAGUUUUAACAUGAUUUAUGAGAAAAUAUAUCCAAAAAUAUUGGAUGCUAUUUGCAGUUAAGAAUUUUCAGAUUAAUAUUAAUAUAUAAACAAAAAAUUUACUGAGAUCUUAAAUUAAACUCCUCAUGUAAUUUUAUCAAACGCCAAUGAUGAAUCCUCACAACAGCUUUAACAGAGUUCAACUUCAAAAUCUUAUUUUUGA